AUGGAGAAAUCGUCUCUCUUCCACGCGGACGGCGCUGAUAUCUUCCAGAUCAUCGAGAAGGCUAUCCUCGUCGCCGCCUUCGACCACCCCGACGAGUUAAAGAGGCAGCAGGAUACGAUCGCAGAGUUGUGCUCCAAAGCGCUCCUCCAGCCUUUUCCUCAAGGAGCCAAGGCCGAUGAGAUCAUCAAAAAGGACACCGAAGAGAUCAUCAAAAAGGAAAAGGAGGAGGAGGAGGACCAAUCCAUCGACGUCGUCGAAGAGGUGACGCGGAUUAAGGGCAUCCUUUCCGGCCAUCACCAUCAGGCUGAUGACGUCCUGUUAGAUUUAUUGAGGGGUCUGCAGCAAUUGAAGUUCACGUACGACAUCCUUGAGGCGACGCAUAUCGGAUUUGCUGUUAAAGUCUUGCACAAGCACACUUCGAAAAACAUUCGCCACUUGGCUCGAACUGUAACCUUGGGGUGGAGGAAAGUAGUGGAUGAAUGGGUCGAAGCUACUGAUGCCAUUACUGAAAAUGGGCUAGACGACUCUGGGAUUCCUUUGGCUUUGGCUAAGGUUCAGGAGGAAAGAUCUGUAGAAGAAAAAGUAGAGAUGACAAGGCAAGAAACAAGACUGCUACCAGUUUCUACACAAGAGCUUCAUCAUGUACUUGGAGGAGUCGGAGCAAUCCCCGUCAACGCUCCAAGGGAAGAAUUAAUCAAGCCAAGGGGAGUUGCUGAACCAGAGCCUGGCAGAUUGCCAAAGCUUGCCUCUCGGCGACAACUUCCACCUCAAAGGAAGCCACCAUCAAUUCCACAACGGGAUGAGCAAUCUAAACUGCAGGAUGAGGAAGCUUCGGUUCAGGCAAAGUUGGAAGUGGCAAAGCGCAAACUGCAAGAAGGAUAUCAGAGAAUUGACAAUGCGAAAAAACAGCGGACGAUAAAAGUGGUUGAGCAGCGAGACAUGCCGAAGAAGGGACGCCGCACUUUGAAGCCUAUUCAGAAACUGAAGAAUGAGAUUAAGGAAUGGGCAAGAUCUCAUUCUGUGAAGCCGUCACAGAAACAAUGA
This is a messenger RNA of Zingiber officinale, 1044 nucleotides long. Its product is annotated as probable mediator of RNA polymerase II transcription subunit 26b. Gene Ontology annotation, cellular component: nucleus. The transcript is spliced from 6 exons. The record is from RefSeq and is a predicted model, not a curated record. NCBI's taxonomy places the organism in Eukaryota, Viridiplantae, Streptophyta, Magnoliopsida, Zingiberales, Zingiberaceae. Bases 1 to 1044 code for a protein of 347 amino acids.